This is a messenger RNA of Nezara viridula (southern green stink bug), 4476 nucleotides long. NCBI's taxonomy places the organism in Eukaryota, Metazoa, Arthropoda, Insecta, Hemiptera, Pentatomidae. The record is from the annotation of a GenBank genome assembly.
AUGGCAGGCUUUUUAACAAGUAUUACGAAGUGUAUAGAAGAAGACAAAAUAGAUAUAGCCUUGAAAAAACUUCAGGCGGAAUGGCUUAAAAAGGCUCCUAAAGGAUGGUCAGCUUAUAAUGUGAUAGUAUCACUUAAUAAAGUUGUCCUCACAGCAUUAAAAACCAAAAAGACUUGCCUUAGUAAUGUAGAAGAUAUCUAUAAACUAGCAGAGCUUUGCUGCAAUGUUGAGUCUAUGUGGGAGCAAGACAGAGCAGCAUGUAUGCAGUGUGUUUACCAUGUUAUGCGUUAUAUGUUAAGUCAGUCAAAGCUGUUACUUGCGAAAAAUUUGUGUAAAUAUUUUUUUGAGCUCAAGAAGAAGAAAACAUUUGUUAAAUGGGAAGAAAAAGAAAUCUUGGUCCUCUCAAAUACUGUCAUUUACUUUGUGUACUACAUAAAUGACAUUAGCAAAGAUAUUAAUAAAAUAUCAUACUCGUGUGAUAUAGAAGUUUUAACAAGUUUUUGUUUCACUCUUGAAAUUGCUGAGCUGAAUGAUUUUGCAUCCACUUGUCAUUUGUUUCAAGUAGUUUUUUUCCUUUCACGAAGAGCUCAGAAUUUGUUGAAUCAUGAUGAUUAUGUAAAGUUUUCCAUGGCUGCCUUAAAUUAUUUUAUGAAUCACUUGAAAAAAAUUGUGGAUCUUAAUAUAGAGUGGAGUCCAAAAGAUGAAAAUAUCCGAUAUUCUAUGAACCUUCUUUCUGAUAUCAUAUUUCUUUUUAAAAUUAACGACUUUUUUGAGCAAGCCGUGAAAACCUUACUUGAUUUUUUGAACUGUUUAAAAGCAAUUACUACGAAAGCACCUGUAAUGGUAACGAAUGGGCAAAAAGCUAUUGAUUUUGAAUUAUUAAAGAAAACGUUACAAAUGUGUUUAUACAGUACAGAAAGUUCGUUUGCUUCUUAUUUUGAGGAUUUUUGUAAAUUACUUAGUUCUAAAACAAAUAACGAUUGUUUUCCAUUUAUUCAUGCUUGCUUAUCCACCUUUCGGACGAAAAUUAGUUCAUUGCUCCAUAAGGAUGAUGAUAAGAUGAAACAGCUUUUUCCGGGGCUGUUGAAGAUAUAUAUCCAAUCAAAAUCUAAAAUGACUGAAGAAAAAUCUAAAAGAAGCGAGCUUCUCCAUGCAUUUACUAAUGCUAUGUAUUUCUUAAAUUCCUCUAAAGUAACAUCAACUACUCUUAGUGGUAUUUUUAAAUAUGUAGUAAUGUUCUUCAAAGAAUUUGAUAGUUUGAUCGUUGGAAAUAAAACAACAUUUGAAUUUGGAGUUAACUAUUGUAUCAAUGCAAUACAAACAUUCAAAGAACUAGAACUUCAUAAGGAGACAGCAACCUUAUCAAAAAGUUUGUUGAAAUGCAUUUUGAUGUUGGAUUCUUCAUUUCUUCCUCAAGAAACUUUUGAGGUAAAACUAGGCCAUUUACUAAAUUUCUUCAUACAUAGUUUUUCUGCAUUAGGACUAAUAACUGAAGCUCAAAUUGCUUUAAUCGCAUUUCUUGGAGUUCAUCCCAAGUUUGUUACAGUUAUUUUCAAGUUUUGGGCUGAACUUAAAGUGAAUUGUCCAGAUCAUCACUCAAAGGACUCCACAUGUUAUGAUCUCAUUAUCUCAGAACAAAGUGUUAUAGAAGAAAAGUGGCCACCGUGUAAAGUGAAAAACAUUAAUAUUGAACUUUGCCUUUUAGAAGAGCUCAGAGCCUAUGCCAAGUACAGAGAACUUCAAGUUGGCCCAGUUGUUGCAGUUUAUAGAGUGGCCUCGAAGAUAGUAAAAGAUAAACCUUUAUUGGCCAGUAUAGUAACAGCCACUGUUGAUGCUGUAAGUUCUGAUGAAUACAUACCAACAUUAAAAAAUCUACACAUUUCGUUAGAAAAUCUAUUGACCUACGACUUGAAAAUAGAGUCUGAGGAACUUGAUGAAAGAAAACUGUGUUGUUUGAGGUUAGCUAUUGGUGAUAUUCUUUACCAGCUCAUCCGCUGUGAUAUUGUAGAAUUAAGAAAAAAGGCUGAAGAAGAAUUGAAUUUUUUGAAUGUACCUCAAAAGGAAGAAAUUCCUGUCAUUGAAGGAGGUGCCAGCACCGUUACACCUGCUUAUUCCAACUUAAAAAUUGCAGAACAAACUCAGUUAUUUGAAAAAAUGUCCAAAGCCAUUUAUUAUUGGGAAUCAGCAGAAAAUAUAGUUACACUAGAGGACAGUUCAUUUAUCCAUUUUAGGUUUAUGAAAGGAAUGGCCUAUAUUUGUCGACUAUAUUCUUACAGGAUAAAAGAAAAACAAGCUUGGGAAACUAUUUAUAAGCUUGCAAAGAAAGUAUCCAAUCACAAAUACCAAGUUUUAGCUGUCGCAGAGCUAUUAAUAUUGCAAGCUAAUGUUAACUCGACAUGGUUGAAAGAGGUUGAAGAAUUGGUCAAAAACGAAACAAGUAUUAGUAAAAAGAGUUAUAUUUACUCGUUGUGGUUUAUUAAUUUGGGAAAAAAUUUAGUCAUGAAUCAAAAGUUUGAUGAAGCUGCAAAGGUGAUUGAAGAAUUAGAUGAAUCUGUGCUCAAAAGGCUAUUCCUUGUGAAUGCCCAGUACAAGCUGCUCCUCUUUUCCCUUAAAAGAGACAAAUUAGAUUUAACACCCUCCAGAUCUGAGUUUACUCUUUAUAUUUUGGUGCAGAUAUUUGAAAGCAUUCUUUUCUUGAUAAAACAUUCGAGGUGGAAGACUUUUUGUGAAAAAUGUAUUUUACAAUGGCUUCUAUUAGAAUAUUCAGUAAUCAUCGGUAAAAUGUACUAUGAUUUGAGAUUAGUAAGGCAUGCUCGAUGUUAUGCAAAGAAACAGCUGGCUGUUGCUCAACGAUUAGCAUUACCUGUAAGGGUUUGUGAAUUUCUCACUCUUCUUGGUGCAGUUGAUCUUCUGACGGGCAACAGAACAGACGCUAACGAAAAGCUUCUUGGCCUCGACUCUAUUUUGGAGCUGGAUACUGUCAAAGUAAAAGAGGAGUCUGACAAAUUUGAAGUUGGCUACUACUUUUCACAGACAAGUUCUGAAAAAGAUAUAAGAGACCCUAUUUUUAUUUCUCACUCGCUGGGUUGCAGCUGUCUUGUGUGUGACAAUGUUGACUUUUUGCUUUUAACUAUUGAAGCUUUUAUGCUCAAAGGAGUAUUUGCAUUAUCUGCUGGUGCUCAAGAUCUUGCUAACCAUAUUUUCACAAUUGGCAAAUCACUUAUGGAGUUUACGAAUGAAAAAAUCGAGAAAUACUUCUCUGAUAUUCCAAAUAGAUACAAUGAAACCAAAGUUAGAUUUUAUCUAAACCUAACAUUAGCUCAUGCUAAUUGGGGUGAAACUGAUAAAGCCUCGACAUAUAGUAAGAUGGUAUUAGAAUCCAUGGAUACAUGCAGCAGAAUAUUGCAAGAAGAAAUAUCAUACCAUUCGACUGCUCUAGACUGGCUAUGUUAUGAAAAACCAUCCUCGGUUGUCUAUAAACCCAAGCUUUAUAAAGAGAUAAAUGAUAACAGUGUUCAGAUUGUAAAAACACCAGAACAUGCCAAACCUCUAAGUAGUGCUAUGCCAAAGGGAUUAAAACUAUUUAGUUCCUCUAAGAAGUUUAAAAUUCCUGUCUCCCCACGACCUACUAUGGUAAAAAAAUGUAUUUUUGAAGAUACUGAAGAUUCAGCAGAUGAAGGACAAUUUAUUAUAAACAAGGAAAAUGGAGAUGGAAAAACACCUGAAAAGAAAGGAAAUAAUUUGAAGAAAGACAAAAAUACUCUAGCCAUCCCCUUGUCCCCUUCACCACAAAAUCUGAUUAAAAAAACCUUGUGUUUUGAUAAUUCAGAAAGUAACGUUACUCCAAAAUCAUUACAUUUCUCCUUAGAAACUCCUAAAGAAAUAAAAACAUACAGCACCAGGGCUAGGAGAGUGCAAACCGAAAAGAAAGCCACCAAGAAGGUCCCUGCUGCGGCAGAUUUAUUUUCAACUCCUUUUCCAACAAAAACUGUCCCUGGAAUAAAAGUUUUCUGUGAUGAUGACGAUGAUGUUUCCAAGACGGUUAAACGAAGGGGAAGGCCACCUAAAUCUACCACCACUGUUAAGAAAACUGUUAAAAAGGGAAAAAAUGUGAAAGUUCAGGAGGGAAGGCGGAAAUUGUUUGAUAGUGAUACUGAAGAAGAGGUCAAAACCCAGAGGCCUGAAAGAAGAUUGUUCGUUGAUAGUGAAUCAGAAGUAGAAAAUGAUAAAAAGAAUUCUUUUACUAGUUCUGAUGAUUCUGCUAUCAUUGAGGCAUCAUUUGUUGAAAACACUGGCAUGAAAGUUUGUCUACCACUAACUCCAUUAUCAACUGGACUGGAAACUCCUCUUAAACAACUGUCAAUUAAUGAUAAAAAAGAUAAAAUGUUAUCUCUUUCAACAAGAAAUAAGAAAAAAGUUAAAGAAUUGCAAGAAACGCCUCAGUCUUCACUUCGUAAAACAUUAUUACGAAAGUGA